Molecule: messenger RNA, 3565 nt
Organism: Perca fluviatilis (European perch)
Lineage: Eukaryota; Metazoa; Chordata; Actinopteri; Perciformes; Percidae
Gene: ogfr
Product: opioid growth factor receptor
Exons: 6
Cellular component (GO): membrane
Molecular function (GO): opioid growth factor receptor activity
Source: RefSeq, a predicted model, not a curated record
UUAAAGGCAACAUCAGUACUGCAGCCGCCAACGGUGCUGCUGUCUGACUGGAAAGACGGAUGGUCAGGGCCGUCACCGUCUAACCUGAACAUGCAAGUGUAACUUGAUUCAUGCCCGUUUAUAGUGCUAAACCAGGUUACACGUUUAUUUAGCCUUAGCUAGUCAAGUAACGUUUCCUUUAAUCAUGGAGGACGACUGUGUUUGUGAGUACGACUCGACCUGGGACACAGAGAGUGAUGGAGACGACCCGGCCGGAGAGAGCCAAACCCGUCGGUCAUGUCAAGACAAAAACAAAUCUGGCUGGACUCUAACUUGGCAUCAUACGCCCAGAAACAUGAGGGCAGCAAAGGACAUGCAGAACUACAGAAGAGGAUAUCCAAAUCUUACAGAUGACGAAUGCUCAGAAGACAAAAUGAACAAUUUGCAGUUUUAUCUCAAUAAAUUUCCCUCUGCUCCUGAUGAUGUUUACAUUGAAUCAUUUCUUAAGGAAUGGAAAAAUGACUACAAAAGACUGGAGAGAGUUCACUCAUACAUUCAGUGGCUGUUUCCUCUGCGAGAGCCGGGAGUAAAUUACAUGGCUUCAGAACUCACCAAGAAGGAAAUUGAGGUAAGUGUGUCAUACAAAAACAAGUCUUUAGAUUAACAGUAUACCAAACCGUUAAUUGUGCAUUAUUUGGUUGUCACCAAUUUGGAAACUGGAGUGAAAAAAGAAUCUCAUAUAAGCAACAUCGGUGAUAUGUACUAUUCGGUUUGUAAUUUCAGCUUCAACUGUUUCGUCUCACACAGGAAUAUGCACAACAACUUGCGCAUCACUCGCAUCCUAAAGAGCCUCGGAGAGCUGGGCUUUGAGCACUACCAGGCCCCACUUGUGCGCUUCUUUCUGGAAGAGACCCUAGUCAAGAAGACCCUUAGCAGCGUUAAACGCAGUGUUCUUGACUACUUCCUGUUUGCUGUCCUGGACAAGCAGAAACGUCAGGAGCUUGUGCGCUUUGCCUACCUUCACUUUGAGCCAAAGGAUAAGUUUGUGUGGUGUCCCAGAAAGAUUCAGAAACAACUCAGGAAGGCAGAGAAAAGAUCAGAUUCUGUUGGGAAUGGAGAUGGAAAAGAUGAAUCGUAUUCACGGAGUAAAAGCAAAGAUGGAGAAGCAUUUGUGCCCCAGAAAGAUGAUGGACUGGAUAAUGUUGCAAAGGCUCAGAAAGGAACUGAUAAAACGGCAAGUAAAGACAAAAACAAACUCUCUGAGCCAUCCCCAGGGCCAAAACCAGAAGCAGAGACUGUAGGAAAUGGAAAUGCAAAGGCUGAGUUUAAUAAUACAAUUUUGGGGAAUGGAAAGGACUCUACAGAUGGUGUUGAUGAAAUGGAUCAGUCGCCCAGUCCUGACUCUGUGACGGCAAAAGCUGCGCCCUGUGCUGACAGUGAGGGCACAUGUACCAACGACUCGAAGGACACCACCCAGGAACCAGACAACCAUAUGCAAACAGAUGAGGACAUAGACACUGAAAAACCACCGAAGAAGAAAAGAGGUGAGAAGGUGCUGCCAAGCAACGGCUCUGCUGGGGACUUCGCCAGUGGGCAGAUCGAGGAGGGAGCUGGUGCUAAUAAAGCCACUGGUCAAACAAGCCCAUCAGUGCAAACCCCCGCUAAGACUUCAAAACAUUCACCCUCUCUUUCUUCUGGAAGAGGGGAAAAAAUCCCAAGGACUGAUUUUAAUCAAGUGCCAGAUAAAAAGGAAGAGGAAGAAACAUCGCACGCAAAUGGGUCGGCAACAAAUGGGUCAGCGACGAGCACCGACAAAGUUGUGGACGAACAGACAAAUGGGAAGGAGCCGCAGGAUAUUGACAUGGAAUCAAACCCCGCAAGCUCAGACCAAAAUGUGGGGGGUUCGUGAAUAAACUGGAUGAUGGGAGAAAAUACAUUAAUUUGAGCUUAUAUGAAAUGUAAUAUAGGGACAGAGUAUGACCUAACAUGACUUCCUGGGCCUUAUUUCUACCUUCUUUGAUGUUUAGAUAUUGUUUCUUUUCCCCUUGAAAGGAGUAUAUGAUUUCAUUAACUUGCUAAAUGUGGGACUGGAUGUGACUCAGUUGCCACAUGGCCAUAGGAAAAUUUUAAAGGAAAAGGCUGGUGAUAUUCUAUAUUUUUGUUAGUCCCAAGGAAACGUCAAAACCAACAACACACCACAGACAGUAAACAUGCUAGCAUUAUUAGCUUGCUAGUGGUAGUGCCAGCCCGGCUUCGCCCUUCCAUGCUAGACGUAACCGUCCAUCGAGAGUAUCCCCAAAACCAAUACUGCGUUAGUUCAAUACUUUGACUUCCUUUCCCUGUCUGUGACUCUUAUCGCCAAGCACAUUAGUUCUUAUUGAAGUCAUGAAUCCUUAAAAAUCGAUUUUUUAUUUAUUAUUUAUUAUUAUUUUUUAUUUAAAGGCUAAAUAAUUUCACGGCAGGUGACUAGUUUUUAUUAAAUGUUACUCAAACUGGAGUAAAUAGUGUUUUUGUUGGGGACUAUUUUCAGCUGGGGUUUUGGGAGUAUUUACAGCAGCUGGACGGUGCAUGUGAGAUUGACUGAAAAAUGAACAACAGUGUCGGUGAUUAUUGUAAAGAAGGAACAUGUCAUCCAGUGCAUCACUGUGGCUCAUUAAUGUGUUUUAAUAGUUUUUGGACAAUAGGACAAUGUGGUAUGGAGGAAUACGCUACUGUAUAUGAGGCUUUGAAUACACAUACAAUUAUUGUGAGUUGCAUAGAUUCAUGGUUUGUUUUGGUCUUCUUUGUGGGAUUUGUCAGUAAGAAAAAUAUAGAAUAUUACCAGACUUAUCCUUUUUAAGUAGUAAUGACUAAGGCUGAUAUUUAAUAUCUCUACAGAAUACAUAAAGCACUAUUAUUAAAGUAUAAAUGAAAUGGUUUCAGCAUUUGUAACACCUUAAUACUUUCACAAUUGAAAAGUUGUUUUGCACUGAAUAAUUAUUGAUUGGAAGAGCUUUUUUUUUUCCUCUUUGGACUGUUUUUGUGUGAGUAAAAAUAAUCUGUACUGGUUAAUGUUUCUGCUGGACCCCGCUGUUCGAAUAGAUUUAAGACUGAAUGUCACUUAAGUUAUAUUUCUGUUGCACAAUUUGUAUGUUUUCAUGCAGAUUUGGGAAACAGACCUUUUGAACAACUGAAAGCCUUGCCAAAAAUGUGAUAAGACUGGUUGAUUGUACAAUAUGUAUGUCUUCUCUGCAGAACUGAUAAAGCUUUGGCUAUAAUUUAAAAAGACCACUGUAUGUUAAUUUGACAUGAUUGAAGUCCAUGAAAAUUUACAAACCAGGGUUAGUAUAUUGAUGCAUUUUUUCUAUAUUGCACUUCAUUUUCACUUUUCAUUAUUGAAGUUUUGAUAUUAGUUACAUAAUGAAAGGUAAUAACUUUACAAAAGUGCUGAAUUGUUUAUAUACGACUCCCCCCCCCCCAACUAAAUCCCUGACUGUUGACAAAGCAGAAUAAAGUUAUACUAUUUUUGAAGCUUUUAUGAAAUGAAUCUGUGUUAAGCCAAAAUCUGAGUCCCAUUAUAAUUUAUUAAAGUGAAAUUCUCUAAUAA